AUGAGUGUCACAAUCAAGUUGUCAAACGGUUCUCAAAAAACCGUUGAGGUCCCGGAUUUGAAUAUAACAGUUGCAAAGUUUAAGGAAAUCGCGUCGGCCGUCACCAACAUUCCUGCCGAUGAGCAAAGAAUUGUACUACGGGGCAGGGUUCUAAAAGACGGCGAUGUUCUUUCUGCUAUGGGUAUGGAACAUGGACAAGCUGUACAUAUUGUCCGAGGUCAAAAAAGCACAAAAUCGGAUGUGGCUCCCUCAUCCGCACAGGAAUCGGCAAGUGUGCAGGAGACUCAAACAAAUACGAAUCCACAAGCAAGAGCAGAAACUGUAAAUCCGUACGCGGCUUUAGCAGCGAAUUUGCCUGCAAGUGGAGGUUUUUCUAACAACAUCCCUGGAAAUCCCAAUCCCGGAAUGCAGAUGCCUCCUGAACUCCUAUCAAACAUGUUGCAGAACCCGGCGUUUAUGCAGUAUUUUCAAGAAAUGAUGAGGAAUCCCCAGUUUUUACAACAAAGGAUGCAACAACCACAACAACAAUCCCAAUCCCAAUCCCCUUUUGGUAUGAAUGAAGGAGAAAUGCAACGGCUUUUAAACAAUCCCAUGUUUAUGCAGUUUGUCCUUCAAAUGAUGAGUGAUCCGUCCAUCAUGCAGCAACUGACUCAAUCGUUGGGUGGUGGUUUCCCGGCAUCGAAUACCCCUUUAUUUGGACAACAAAAUGCUCCGGCACCGAAUUUUGCUCAAAACACGGGCUUUUUUCAGCCGCAAGGGGAUCCUCGAGUUCUUUACCAAUCCCAGCUUCAGCAGCUAAGAGAAAUGGGAUUUACAAAUGAGCAGGCCAACCUUGCUGCAUUGGAGCAAGCACAUGGCAAUAUUGACUUCGCCAUUGAAAGACUUCUUAAUGCGUGA
Molecule: messenger RNA, 897 nt
Organism: Trypanosoma cruzi
Lineage: Eukaryota; Euglenozoa; Kinetoplastea; Trypanosomatida; Trypanosomatidae
Product: ubiquitin-like protein, putative
Exons: 1
Coding region: 1-897 (298 amino acids)
Biological process (GO): ubiquitin-dependent protein catabolic process
Cellular component (GO): cytosol
Molecular function (GO): polyubiquitin modification-dependent protein binding
Source: RefSeq, a predicted model, not a curated record